AUGUCGAGGAUUUAUCUGUGGGCACUGGCAGCGAUCUUCGCCCUGCUGGCCUUUGGUGCCGGCCCUUCUGCCGCCCAAGCCCCCGGCUUCAAGGUCACCCUCACCCAGAACGGAUUGAACUAUGCGAGGCAGGUCGCGGUCGACUUCCUGCAGAAGGCCUUCCAGUCGGUGAGCCUGCCCGCGCAGGCCGGCAUCGCCCACGCGCCCGUGCUGGGCAAGGUCUUCUGGGAGCUGCAGGACAUCCAGCUGUCGGGCCUCAGCCUGCCCGACUCGGCCAUCACCAUUGUGCCCGGCCGAGGUGUCAACAUUGCCAUGCCGCACAUGAGGGGCCGCGGUUGGCUGAUCAUCGACGUCAUCGGCUCGUUCAUCAACGUGGGCAUCGAUGUGGGCGAGGCCGGGGGAAAGCCCACCCUUGCCGCCUCCUCGUCGAGCUGUGAGAUCGGCAAGCUGCUCAUCAAAGAGCACGGCGAUGCCAUCGCCACCGGCAUCACCAAGCUUCUCGACAGCGGGGCGAACGCGGCGUUGAGCACUAUCCCGUUCGUCGAGAAGUUCGGGGACGUGGCCCAGGUCGACUUCUCGCUCGUGUCGGCGCCCACCUUCGGCGGCAACUACCUCACCCUCAACUCCAAGGGCGAGUUCACCUCCCAAGCCCACCCCGUGAACCCGCCGUAUCAGCCGGGCGCGAUGCCCGACGAGGUGACGGGGCAGAUGAUGCAGAUCAUGCUGAGCCAGUACGUUGGCAACUCGGCCGGCUAUGUAUUCCAGCAGGCCGGCAAACUCCACGGCUUCCUCUAUGACAAGCUUUCGCCAGCGCUCAUGCCACAACGCCAGGAUCUGCCGUCGUGGUCGCCUAUUCGCCUCAACACGAACAGCUGGGCCCACAUCAUACCGGGCCUGACGCAGAAGUACCCCAACCACGAGAUGGAGGCCGAGCUGGUGGCCUCGGCCCCGCCCUCGGCCUCCUUCUCACCCAGCGGGAUCGUGAUCAACGGCCCCGGCCAGAUCGUCGUGUCCGUCAUUCCCCCGAGCGGCCAACCCGUCCCCGUCUUCGCGAUCAACAUCGCCUUCUCCGCCAGCGCCUCGGUGACCGUGCGAGGCGGUAGGAUCUAUUCCACCAUCAGUUACCUCAACUCGCCACUAUCGCAGGCUUGGUCGAAUGUGGGGCCGAUCGCGCUGUCGCUGCUGGACGGCAUCAUCCGCACCCUGUCCACGGACGUCAUCGUGCCGUUCGUCAACUACUACCUUUCGCACGGGGUCAACAUCCCCAUCAUCGAGGGCGUCCAGCUCGUCAACCCGAGCAUCCACUACGGCCAGGGCUACCUCGCCAUCUCCACCGACAUCAGCUACACCGUGUAA
This is a messenger RNA of Acanthamoeba castellanii str. Neff, 1356 nucleotides long. Its product is annotated as LBP / BPI / CETP family, Cterminal domain containing protein. NCBI's taxonomy places the organism in Eukaryota, Discosea, Longamoebia, Acanthamoebidae. Gene Ontology annotation, molecular function: lipid binding. Bases 1 to 1356 code for a protein of 451 amino acids. The record is from RefSeq and is a predicted model, not a curated record. The transcript is spliced from 10 exons.